GAGCAGCACAGCAUUAGAACAACAGACAUCCUAAUAAUGUGCAGUCUGCUGACACUGCAUGCCUGGAAACAGCAGAGAUGAAGGAGCUAUGGAUUAUGGCUGUCUUUGCUACAGUCUCUUUAUCACAGGGGAAUCUCACCAUGUCAUCUGCCAUUCCAACCAUCAUUGACAUAACUACCUCAAAUACUACUGCCCCUUUAACGCCUGACUCUUCAGCUAGUGCCACUCCAACUACCGACACUCCAACUACUGGUCAUCCAACUACUGGUUACCUAACUACUACUGAUCCUCCAGCUACUGGUUACAUAAAUACUACUGUUCUUCCAACUACUGGUUACCCUACCUCUAUCCCUGUCACCAGUAUCAGUCUCCCCACCACCUCUAGCACCACCACCACCACCUCUCCUACCAUCUCUAACACCACCACCACCUCUCCUACCAUCUUUACCACCAUGUCUAACACCACCACCUCUCCUAUCAUCUCUAACACCACCUCUACCACCACGUCUAACACCACCACCAUCUCCACCUCUACCACCACAACCCCUCCUCUGGUCUGUAUCAAUGGUGGUGAGCUGCAGAGUGGAGUCUGUAUCUGUCCUGAUGAGUGGACCGGAGAGACCUGUUCAGAGGGGAAUUUCUGCAAUUCCACCAUCAUUGGUGAUUUUUCCUUCCCAAGAACAACGGUUGGCUGGUCUGCUUAUUCAGAAAAAUUGUGUGAUGAGAAGACAACCAGUGCUGGUUUACCAAAAGCCUCAGCAAGAUGUUUGAAUGACACUGGAUCUCCGAUGUUUGGCCCUCCUCACGAGCUGCAGUGUGAAUUAACCCUCAGUGACAUUCAAGGAAAUAUCUCCAGCAGUUCAGGUGAUUUACUACAGUUAGCCUUCAGUACUCAGAUCCUGACCUCCCAACCAGGGCGGCUGUCAGCUGACAACAUCACCACAGCAGCUCAGAUAGCUAACACACUGCUUCAGUCUGCACAUAUCACAGAGGACAUCGCAGUGGCAGCUGUAACUACCAUCAGUCAGCUGUUGAAUGCCAGUGAGGAGAGUACACAGGAGAGAGACGCUGUCCAAAACCUCACAGAGACCCUGGAGAAGUUUUCCCUGGACCAGCACAAUAAUGUGUCCUUGGUGGUUCAGCCCAACCUGGUAGUCCAGUCUGUCCAAGUACCAAGUGACUCAGUAGGGAUCCAGUUUACUGCUCUGACUGGAAGAUCUGGUAAUUUUGUGGCCAACAGAAUUCAUCUCAACACUAAUACCUCUGAACUGAUAGCUGACAAAGGAGGUGCUACUGAUGUCCAGAUUGUCAUAGAAUUCCCACCAGUUUUACGUAGUAAAAACACAAACCACUCCAUUGGUUUUGUACUCUACCAAAACGACCGGUUCUUCAGGUCCAGGGCUUUCAGAGCUUCUUCAGGGACCAGCAGAAGGGUCAUCUCUGCUAACCCGGGACAGGUGUCUGGGUUACAUGUUGAGAUGCUCUUCAAGCCCACAGUUGUCCCCAACGUCUCCCUCCAUGACUUUGCCUGCGUGUCAUGGAACUACACGUUGAAAGACUGGAGCACCUUUGGCUGCUCCAAAGCCAACCACUCAGAAGACGGCCUGCGAUGUUUCUGUAAUCACACCACUAACUUCGCUGUGCUGAUGUCGUUCAGGAGGGAUUUGAAAUACGCUGAGGCGCUAAACUGGAUCACCAUAUUGGGAUGCUCCAUGUCCAUCAUUGGGUUGAGUUUAACAAUAACAUUCCAGAUCACAACCAGGAAAUCACGCAAAACCAACCCAACAGUCCUCUUAGUGAGCGUCUGCAUGUGUCUCCUGAUCUUCACCCUCCUCUUCAUGUUGGGAGUGAACAACCCUCAUAAACAGCUGGACAAACCUGAAAUACAGGAGGACAACGUUCUCCCCCCGUCCGACACACACACAGAGCGGGACAGAGGGCCCUGUACUGCAGUGGCAGUCCUGCUGCAGUACUUCCUGUUGGGGACUUUCACCUGGAACACACUGUACGCCACACAUGUCUUCCUGAUGAUCAGAAACAGCCUGGCCACCAGUCCGUCACACUUCACAGCCUAUACUGUGGCCAUCGGAUGGGGACUGCCUGCGGUUGUGGUGGCUCUCACCUUAGGAAUUAGUUACAGAGUGGAUAAUCCACUGGGUUACAGGCAGGAGGAAUUUUGCUGGCUUGCUGCCCUCGAUCCAAAGGGGAACUUUGACUUCAAGCUGCCAAUGUUUUGGGGGUUCCUGAUCCCUGUGGCGUCCAUGCUUAUCUUCAACACAGUGGUGUUGGCAUGUUUUGCAGUCACAACAGGCAAGACCAACCCAAAUUUAACCAGUACAAGACACACAUCGAUGAAGAAGAAGUUUCUCGGUAGCUUUUCUCUGGCUGUGGUGCUCGGUCUCUCCUGGAUCCUGGGCUAUCUGUUGCUCAUUACACAGAACCAGACCAUGUACACCAUACUCAACAUCUCCUUCUGUGUACUCACCACCACUCAGGUAGUAAAUGGCUUGCAGAUUUUCAUUCUGUUCACAGUAAGAACAUCAAUUGUCAAGAAAAUGAUGGCAGAUGCUUUGAAAUCUGUCUCUAGUGUUGAAAUCCCACUUCACACCAAGAGUUUCAGUCUCUGGCGAGGCAAGCACAGAGAAAAGGUUGAAUCCUACACACAGCUGGACACUAUGCUGUCAACACAUUAACCCUUUAACUGCACAUCUUUUUUUCUUCUGAAAAAUAUGUGUAUUUAACCUUAAUAUAGGUCAUAAAUAAUUUGUAUUUGAUUGCUAAAAUCUCAACCAGCCUGUUCAGUUGCCCAAUUAGGUUAAACUAAUUUUGUAUUGGAUUUUACAUAUGCUUUUUAAAUCAUCUGAAAAAUGGUACAUUAAUUAACGUCAUGUCUGCUUCAGUUACUUAUAAUGGAAGACAGGCCAAGAUAAAUGAUGACUGAUAUAGUUGUGUGUCAAUAUAUGAGUAUUCAAAUAUAUAUACAUUAAUGUUUACUGUUUAUAUGCUCAUAAUACCUGUAAAAUUACAUGUCCUGAAAACAUUUGUGAAAUAAAUUGAAGAUAACAGGCAGACUUUAAACACUGGUAUGAAUAUGAAAAUAUAUUUAUAUUUGCAGACAAAAAAAUCCCACGACAAUGUUUCUCCAUUGUCCAUAAUAGCUAGCUUUGUCUAAAUAGCAUUCCUUUAAUGGGCAUCUCAACUGCCUGGUAGAGCAUAUUUGAGUUCCUCAAAUUAAUAAAUAACGACAUAGUAGUAAUUUCAUGAUUCCAAAAUUAUGUUUGAGGUCAACAACAUUGUACAGUCAUGUAAUAUCCCAUUUUAUACACAUUUAGUACUGAACAUGUGUGAUUAAUCAGGUUCCCGUUUUGCUAUCGUUCACGUCCUGGUUUUUAACCAUCUUUGAAUGUUUGUGUAAAACUAUGUCCAAUAAUGAAAACCACAUGAUCAUUUUACUAAAUGGCAUGAUAAAAUAUGGUAAACAAAAGUUAUGUUUAAUUUAUUUUACAUUUGGUUGUCAACAGCUCAGUUGAGCUGCUUUCUUACUCAGAUUGUAUAAAGCAUCUAAUUGAUUGGCUGCAAGUUCAACCUCUGUCAAUAUCUCAUAGACCUCCAUUAUUGCCUAUAGUAAUACACACACCAUUUAUGUAUCAAAAGUGUUAUUGUCCAAUUUUUGGGCUAUGCACAUGUUUGUAAAUACUUUAUGUACAUGUGUUCUUUAUGAAAGUUGACUGUUUUGAAUAAAUCUGAUUAUUCUGUUUUAA
This is a messenger RNA of Salvelinus namaycush (lake trout), 3761 nucleotides long. RefSeq names its product adhesion G-protein coupled receptor G7-like. The transcript has 16 exons. Gene Ontology annotation, molecular function: G protein-coupled receptor activity. The coding region runs from base 78 to 2693 and encodes 871 amino acids. Lineage: Eukaryota; Metazoa; Chordata; Actinopteri; Salmoniformes; Salmonidae. The record is from RefSeq and is a predicted model, not a curated record. Gene Ontology annotation, cellular component: membrane. Gene Ontology annotation, biological process: cell surface receptor signaling pathway; G protein-coupled receptor signaling pathway.